This is a messenger RNA of Dermacentor albipictus, 1910 nucleotides long. RefSeq lists its product as uncharacterized. Gene Ontology annotation, biological process: carbohydrate metabolic process; chitin catabolic process. Gene Ontology annotation, cellular component: extracellular region. The record is from RefSeq and is a predicted model, not a curated record. Lineage: Eukaryota; Metazoa; Arthropoda; Arachnida; Ixodida; Ixodidae. Gene Ontology annotation, molecular function: chitin binding; chitinase activity.
AAGCGACGCGCAUCCUGGAAGAAGAAGAAGCUUGGAGAAUGAAGCGGACUGCAAAGAAAACCGCGGAGUUGCCGAAUUUCGCGGACACUGAGCGAGACGGCGCGUUGAGCGACACGUCAGGAAGUUCGACGAGCCCAAUUGCCCGGCGGAGCCCGCAGAAACAGCAGAGCCCGGAGAGCCCGCAGAGCCCACCGUACGCACAAACCCCAAACGAGAAGACACCGGCUUCACCACGCACCCAAGCCAGGAUCAACAUCAAGGUUCAAAGCCCAGUACAAAGGGCCGAAGGGCGUAGGGCUGUAAAACGAGCACAUCGGCCAGAGCACGCAGUCCCGGAGCUUCUAAGGCCGCCGGUUCAGGCGCGGCAGGCGCGACCGACAGGACCUGGCGGAGAAGAUGGAACACCCAGCUUUGACAGCAGCGAUGAAACGUCACGGGCCGCUGGACGUGUUGGACACAGUUUCUGGUCGUUCGUGCUCAUUACGGCCUGUGUCACGCUGCUCAUACCGAUCUCCUUUCUGCUGCUGCCAUACAUCACUCGCCGCAAGGACCCUCGCUGUUCAGGUGGUUGGUGCGGCAACGGGACCUCGACUACAGUGCGCCCGCCGGACCCCAUGUCCGUCAAUCCCGUGGAGUACGAGCAGCCCAGCCGAGUGAGCCAGGAGGAGUUCUGCAGGCAAGAGGUAGAGCCUGAUGUUGGCGGCGGGUACGAUGGGAAACUGCCAACGACGCCGGUUUUUAGCAUAGGGGGAAGCAAACGAAUCGCGCUUCGUCACCUUUUGUGCCACUUCGACACACAGUACGGGAGGGCCAAGGCACCCUACCUUAUUUCGCUGCUGCCGACGCCUUUCUGCUCGUCGCUGGUGCUCAGCGGAUACGCGGUCGAUGCUCAUAACGCCCACAUCAUCUGGAGGCCCACAAGUGGCGACCGCUAUCGCCGUGAUUUCCGGACCGCCCUGCAAACGAAGCAAAUAAUGCACGACAACGUGGAAAUGAGCUUGUAUUUGACCAUCGGUGGACGACGAGAGGACAGCCGGAACUUGUCCUUGGUCGCCGAAAAUUCCGUCACGCAAGAUCGUUUCGUGAGGAACGUCAAAGGGCAGAUUAACAAGAAAAAUGAGGGCGUGCACCUCGACUGGAACUACCCGGGCGGCGGAUGUAGUGUCCGUGGUUCCGCAAGGGACUUCUUGCAGAUCAUCGAGAAGAUGCACCACGCCAACCUACCACUCGUGAUCAGCGUACCACCGGACGAGAGCCGGAUACAGUUAUACCACCUCAGUUACACGGCGACCCUCGUGCGGUUCGUGAUUGUGAAGACACACACACUCGUCAGACCCGACAUUGUCACCUGCAGCGGGGAGCGCCCGACCGCUGCCAGAAUAUUCAACAAGGUCAUCGAGCCUAUAAGCAUGACUUUGAGACCCAAGUUCGGGUACAGCAUGUCCGUGGCUCCAGAAACGUUCACCGCGGAGGAGGACAGCAUGUGGGUGCGCUCGUCCGGACCAUCGAGGUGGGAGAAUUAUACACUGCAGCUGGGGAAGACGCACAUGGCUGCAGUGUGCCAGCAGGCGCCUCGUUAUUUCGGCACCGAGGAUGAAUGCUUCUUCACGUCGCAAACCGACGACAACGUCACUUUUCGCAUUGCGACCCUGCUUACCCCCUCUGCAGUCAGGGAGCGCAUAAAAAGAUCCUACGAUGAGGGCAUGGGCAUUGCGCCUGUAAUGGCGUACGACAUCGACUUGGACGACUUUGAUGGAAGCUGCAGCAACGGCACGCAUAUGUCGCCCAUCAUUGAAGAACUGGCUGUUUCCUCCUAUUGACCACCCCAGCGAUGCUGGACCUUGGACCAGCCUGCCACGAAAUAGUCACUACUUUCUUAUCAAACAUAAGCUCUAAAUAAAUGUAUGAUC